Anoplophora glabripennis (Asian longhorned beetle) is the source of this 2362-nucleotide messenger RNA. Its product is annotated as probable ATP-dependent RNA helicase DHX35. Lineage: Eukaryota; Metazoa; Arthropoda; Insecta; Coleoptera; Cerambycidae. The transcript has 11 exons. Gene Ontology annotation, molecular function: ATP binding; RNA binding. Gene Ontology annotation, cellular component: intracellular anatomical structure; catalytic step 2 spliceosome. Bases 272 to 2323 code for a protein of 683 amino acids. The record is from RefSeq and is a predicted model, not a curated record.
CAAACGGAAUUUAGAACGGAUCAUUUCAUCGAUUUUGUCCAAUGAAACUAAUGAUAGAAUGGUUUGAUUUAUUCAGUGAAAACCAGACUUGUUGAAAAUAUAAAUAUCAGUACUAGCACAGAGCACUGUUAAUUAUGUUAAGUUGAAGGUAAACAGUCAACUUUCAAUGUUUUCCAUCUUUCUGUAUUACGCCCAUAUAAGGAAGGCGAAUGGACUGGCAAUUAAGUAUACAAAUAUAUUUACAAAUAUAUAAACUCGAAGCAAAUUCGUAAUGAGUGAUUUCAAACCCAGAUUCUUGAAGCCUACAGAGUCGUCGAGCUACCUAGACAAAAACGAAUCCAAUGCCAUAGAAACAACAGAUUUUAUAUAUAAUAAGCAUUUAUCACAGUCUAUACAGACUCAGAAACAGAGAUUACCCAUUUUUAAUAACAGAAAUCACAUACUUUACCUUUUGGAAAAAUAUCAGACACUGGUUCUUAUCGGAGAGACGGGCUCCGGGAAAAGCACCCAAAUUCCACAGUAUCUAACAGAAGCCGGAUGGCCUGCUCAGGUGGGGAUCUGCGAACCGAGAAGGAUCGCGGCCAUUUCUCUGGCGAACAGAGUGGCAGACGAGACUGGUACUCUAGUACAACAGGACAUGGUGGGAUACGCGGUGCGAUUUGACGCCUGCUAUAAUAAGCCAAAAAUAAAGUACAUGACCGAAGGCAUACUUUUACGGGAGAUGAUGGCAGAUCCCUUACUAAAAAGCUACUCCGUAAUUAUGCUGGAUGAAGUUCACGAACGUACACUGUACACCGAUAUUCUAAUGGGUCUUAUGAAGAAAAUUCUGAAGAGAAGGACCGAACUUAGACUUAUCGUGGCUUCCGCGACUAUGGACGCCAAAGAGCUUCAACAGUUCUUCAAUAAUAACUCCAGCGAAGACAAGAAAAAAGACACUGCAGUUAUCAUGUCUGUAGAGGGGCGGCAGUUUCCAGUAGACAUAUUCUACGUCGCGGAGCCUGUACCUUGUUACGUGCAAGCAUCGGUGGACACCGUCCUCAGAAUAAAUUCUUCCAAGGAACAUGGCGAUAUCCUGGUGUUUUUAACGGGACAAGAGGAGGUUGAAAGGGCCGUUAGGCUGUUAAACGAACACGCUCAUCUUAUAGAGGAGUCAAAGAGGAAGGAAAAAAUGUUUGUGUUACCCAUGUACGGGUCUUUGCCGUACUACGAGCAACUCAAAGUUUUCAAACCGGCUCCCGAGGGUCAUAGAAAGGUCGUCGUCGCUACCAAUGUCGCUGAAACCUCUGUUACCAUACCGGGCAUCGUUCACGUGGUCGACUGUGGCUUUGUCAAAAUGAAGUGGUUUAAUAGCGAGACGCACACAGACAGUUUAAUAACUUUGCCGAUAAGUAAGGCUUCCGCGAGCCAGAGGGCGGGCAGAGCUGGUAGAUUAAGAUCGGGGAAGGUUUUCAGGCUAUACACAGAAGAAGACGCAGCUGCCUUAGCAGAAAACACGCCACCCGAAAUGGUCCGGAGCAACCUAACUUACGCGAUUCUGCAGCUUAAAGCAAUGGGCAUCGACAACAUACUGAAAUUCAAACUGCCCAGCCCGCCGCCUUUACAAAACCUGAAGAGCGCUCUGGAGAUAUUGUACGCUCUCGACGCUAUCGACAUCCAAGGAGAACUCACCAGGCCCCUCGGUUUUCACAUGGCAGAAUUCGCCCUGGAUCCGUUUUACUCCAAGGUCCUUCUCAGCUCCGGCGAGUUUGGUUGUUCCGAGGAGAUACUGACUAUCGUCUCGGUGUUGCAAGUGGAAACAGUUUUCGCGAGACCGUCCACGGGUAAUUCUGUGAUCAGAGCGCGGAUUCAAAAGAGACUGUUCGAGGUAGAGGAGGGAGAUCUGAUAACUUAUCUCAAUGUUUACAACGGUUUCAUACAGAGCGAGAUGUCGCAGGGCUUCUGCCACAAGAAUUUCCUCAACUACAAGAGCUUGAAGAGAGUGGUCGAGAUUCGGAAUCGGCUGGAAAAGAUGCUGAAAAAUUACGAUGUGCCCGUCGUAUCUUGUACAAGGUCGACAGAACCGAUAUGUCAGUGUUUGGUCAAGGGGCUCUUUCCGAACGCGGCGUAUCUGCACCACAGCGGAGUUUAUAAAACCAUCCGAGGGGACAUAGAACUUUACGUGCACCCAGACAGCGUGCUGUACACCAUUCCGCAGCCCCAAUGGGUAUUAUUCUGCGAAGUUAUACACACGAGCAAGCUCUAUAUGAGAGAUUUAACCGUAAUAAAAAGCGAGUGGCUCCUAGAACUCGCUCCGCACUUCUAUUACAAAACUUUUAGCGACUAAACAAAUAUAUUUCAGGGAAUAAAACCACUUUUUAACUUA